Phycodurus eques (leafy seadragon) is the source of this 2866-nucleotide messenger RNA. Its product is annotated as synaptic vesicle glycoprotein 2C-like. The transcript is spliced from 12 exons. Gene Ontology annotation, cellular component: membrane. Gene Ontology annotation, biological process: transmembrane transport; chemical synaptic transmission. Bases 129 to 2321 code for a protein of 730 amino acids. Lineage: Eukaryota; Metazoa; Chordata; Actinopteri; Syngnathiformes; Syngnathidae. Gene Ontology annotation, molecular function: transmembrane transporter activity. The record is from RefSeq and is a predicted model, not a curated record.
CCUCAACACUUAAUUAUUAUCCUGGCAGCCGACUGUUGCUCGUUUGACUUUAUAAACUACUCCGACUGCUGAAACUGCUGAAAUAGGGUCCUCACAAACACUUAGUGCUCAGCUUUGUCUGCGUCAAGAUGAAUGAAACGCACAACAACAGGACUUCCCUGGUCAAAGGCGCCAAGGACAUCGCCAAGGAAGCCAAGAGGCAAGCCGGCAAGAACUUCAGCAAGGCGGUGGACCGCGCCUCGGACGAAUACUCGGCGCACCGCAGUUACAAUCGAUUCCAUAACGACGAGGAGGAGGAGAACGACUACAAUUGCCACUACGACGGCAAAGCGGCCAAUGACGAGGACGGGGCGUCCAGCGAUGCCACGGAGGGCCACGACGACGAAGACGAGAUCUACGAGGGCGAGUACCAAGGCGUGCCCGCCUACCAGGAAGGGAAACCCCGGGACGGACAGACGCCCCCGGGCCAGCCGGCAGACGACGGUCCGAAGAGCCGCAAGGAGCUGGAGAACGAGCGGCAGGCCGACGAGGAGGAGCUGGCGCAGCAGUACGAGCUCAUCAUGCAGGAGUGCGGCCACGGGAGGUUCCAGUGGCAGCUCUUCUUCGUGCUGGGCCUGGCGCUUAUGUCGGACGGCGUGGAGGUGUUCGUGGUGGGAUUCGUCCUGCCCAGCGCCGAAACGGACAUGUGCGUGCCCAACUCCGGCGCCGGAUGGCUCGGCAGUAUUGUGUACCUCGGAAUGAUGUUCGGAGCCUUCUUUUGGGGCGGCCUGUCGGACAAGCUGGGCCGUAAACAGUGCCUGCUGAUAUCAUUGUCAGCUAACGGCUUCUUCGCCUUCCUCUCCUCCUUCGUGCAAGGCUACAGCACCUUCCUCUUCUGCCGCAUGCUGUCGGGAUUCGGGAUUGGCGGCGCAGUGCCCAUUGUGUUUUCAUACUUCGCCGAGGUGUUGGCCCGGGAGAAACGUGGCGAGCACCUGAGCUGGCUCUGCAUGUUCUGGAUGAUCGGCGGCAUCUAUGCCUCGGCCAUGGCGUGGGCCAUCAUCCCACACUAUGGUUGGAGUUUCAGCAUGGGCUCCGCCUACCAGUUCCACAGCUGGCGAGUGUUUGUGGUGGUGUGUGCGCUGCCUUGCGUCUCAGCAGUGGUGUCGCUCACCUUCAUGCCCGAGAGCCCCCGCUUCUUCUUACAGAUGGGCAAACACGACGAGGCCUGGAUGGUUCUCAAGCACAUCCAUGAUAUCAAUAUGCGAGCCCGCGGAGAGCCCGAGAGAGUCUUCACCGUGAACCGGAUUAAGAUCCCCAAACUGCUGGACGAGCUGGUGGAGAUGCAGAGCGAAUCGGCCAACACGGUGCUGAAGGUUCUCUCAAAAGUCAAGGCAGAGCUCCGAGGGAUCUGGUCAACUUUCAUGAGAUGCUUCGACUACCCAGUAAAAGACAACACUAUGAAACUGGCAGCGGUUUGGUUUACGCUUUCCUUCGGGUACUACGGGCUGUCCGUUUGGUUCCCCGACGUGAUCAAGCACCUGCAGGCCGACGAGUACGCCUCCCGGGUGAAGAUCCACACCAACGAACGCAUCGAAGACUUCACCUUCAACUUCACGCUGGAGAACCAGAUCCACAGAAACGGCGUUUUCCUCAACGACAGGUUCAUUAGCAUGAAGUUCAAGGCGGUCUCCUUCGUCAACUCCUCUUUCCUCAACUGCUACUUUGAGGACGUCUCCUCCGUGGGCUGCUCUUUCAAAAACUGCACCUUCAUCGACUCCUUCUUUUAUAGCACGGAUAUCGACGACGCCAAGCUGACAAACUCCAGGGUGGUCAACACCACCUUCCACCACAACAAGACGGGCUGUCAGAUGACCUUCGACGACGACUACAGCGCCUACUGGGUCUACUUCGUCAACUUCCUAGGAACGCUGGCCGUGCUGCCCGGCAACAUCGUCUCGGCCCUCCUCAUGGACAAAAUCGGCCGCCUCAGCAUGUUGGGUGGCUCCAUGGUGCUGUCGGGCAUCAGCUGCUUCUUCCUGUGGUUCGGCACCAGCGAGUCCAUGAUGAUCUUCAUGCUGUGCCUGUACAACGGCCUCAGCAUCUCCGCCUGGAACUCCUUGGAUGUGGUCACGACGGAGCUGUACCCCACCGACAGGAGAGGGACCGGCUUCGGCUUCUGCAACGCCCUGUGCAAGCUGGCCGCCGUGCUGGGCAACCUGAUCUUCGGCUCUCUCGUGGGCAUCACCAAGGCCAUCCCCAUCCUGCUGGCGUCAUGCGUGCUGGUCUGCGGCGGGUUGGUGGGCCUGCGGCUGCCCGACACGCGCGCCAACGUCCUCAUGUAAACGCCCAGCGCCACGUUUGUUUGUUUUCCUGGGCCUGUGCCACUGUUCAUUCGACGCAGAUUAUAAGGGAAACUGUUCUUUUAGAUUAUUGACGUCAAAGUUGCUAAAGAUAGACUAGGCCCUAAAGCAGUUGUUUAAACGUCAAAAACACAAUAAACGUGACUCAAGCUUUUUAAACACUUUAUGGCUCAAAUUAAAAUAUGCUAAAGCUGCUUUUUGACCCUCGCAGGGAGCCGUAGCUUUACAUUAACGGAGCAUUUCACUCCCGUUACACCAACAACAUAGCCGCUAACGAAUAGAUUGACAAGCCUCACAAAAGUGAUUUUUACUUUUGUAUUUAUUUCUACAUUUAUGUCCAAAGAAAAGCAAGUAUCUCCAACUUUUAUUUGUUUUUCCUUUUCAGAAAAAAAGGAACAUAAUUGUUUAAAGGAUAAACAAACAUAAAAUUUGGAGAUACAUGCUUUCCAGUAAACAGCGACAAUGUAUUUAUUUUCUUAUUUUUUACAUUUAUGUAUUUACUUCUUUACAUAUUGCCACUGUCCAAU